AACGGUGUUUGGACCAAUACCUUUUACACUUCACCUCAAUUGUCAUCAUCAGAACACUACUCUCUCACACUACACUUACAUAGACUCCACCACAGGGCACACUCUCCAUCAUCAACAAUGGCCGUGAAUCCAAUCCAAAAUCCAAUCCAAUUCGGAAUCAUAGGGUGCGCCGACAUCGCACGCAAGGUGUCAAGGGCCAUCAUUCUGGCCCCCAACGCCACCCUCUACGCCAUCGGCAGCCGCUCCAUCGACAAAGCCUCGCAAUUCGCCGCCGCAAAUGGCUUCCCUCCCUCCGCCAAGAUCUACGGCAGCUACGACGCCGUCCUCGACGACCCCGACGUGGACGCCGUCUACGUCCCCCUCCCCACCAGCCUGCACAUCCGGUGGGCGGUGUUGGCGGCGGAGAAGAAGAAGCACCUCCUCCUCGAGAAGCCCGUCGCUCUCAAUGUCUCGGAAUUCGAUCAGAUUCUCAAGGCCUGCGAAGCUAAUGGAGUUCAGUUCAUGGACGCUACUAUGUGGAUGCAUAAUCCCAGGACUGCUAAGAUGAAGGAAUUUCUAUCUGAUUCGCAGCGUUUUGGACAACUCAAAACGAUAAACAGCUGCUUUACAUUUGCUGCCGACCCAGAUUUUCUCAAGAAUGAUAUCCGCAUGAAGCCAGACCUCGAUGCUCUUGGUGCUCUUGGUGAUGCUGGGUGGUACUGUGUCCGCUCGAUCCUUUGGAUUGCUGAUUUUGAGCUGCCUAAAACAGUAGUAGCUUUGCGCGGUCCGGUUUUGAAUGAAGUGGGAGUAAUUCUAUCGUGUGGUGCUUCUUUGCAUUGGGAAGAUGGUAAAGUAGCGACCUUCCAUUGCUCGUUCCUAUCAAAUUUGACCAUGGAUGUAACUGCUAUUGGAACAAAGGGAACUUUGCAUCUUCGGGACUUUAUUAUUCCUUUUGAAGAGGACGAGGCUUCAUUUACAAUGGCGACAGAAUCGUGGUUCAAUGAACUCGUGACGGGUUGGGUACCAAAACCUAGCGAGCACACUGUCACGACCGAUCUUCCUCAGGAAGCGUGCAUGGUGAGGGAAUUUUCGAGGUUGGUUGGGGGUAUAAAAGGAAAUGGACAAAGUCCUGAGAAAAAGUGGCCGACAUUCAGUAGGAAGACACAACUGGUUCUGGAUGCAGUCAAGGCAUCAAUUGAGAAAGGUUUCGAACCCAUUGAGGUUGUGAGUUAAUUUAGACUCUCUACUUCUCAUGUCUGGUAUUAUUCUUGAACUAGAAUGCUGUUUAUUGCACAUUCAGUUGGAUUGUUUUUGUUCUGUUUUUGUGAGCUUGAAUAUCUAUUUUUAGGUCCUUGUAUUCUCUGUUCAGUUUUCUGGAUUUGUACUUCUUAAUUUUCAUGAGAUACUGCAAACUUUGAUUGUGAAUGUAAUAAAUAAUUUUCAGUCAUCUGCUAUUUUCUUA
Molecule: messenger RNA, 1441 nt
Organism: Camellia sinensis
Lineage: Eukaryota; Viridiplantae; Streptophyta; Magnoliopsida; Ericales; Theaceae
Product: putative oxidoreductase At4g09670
Molecular function (GO): nucleotide binding
Source: RefSeq, a predicted model, not a curated record